AUUAAUUAUCAAUACGUCAACAAUCUUAGAAGCAUUCGUGAGUGGACCAAGCCUAGAGGGAGGGAGAAACGUUGCUUCAUUGAAUCUCUCUCUCUCUCUCUGGCUCUCGCUGGCUCGCUAGUAUAUAAAUUAAGAGAAGCUAAUGCCAUCCUUAUCCCCACUCUUAAAGUGUUUUCAUUUUCUAAUAUCUCUCUCUCCCACCUUUCACACUCUGUUUUUCCUCUCCCUUUCUCAUCCUUCUCAACACAAAAUACACCCUUCUACAUGGCGACUGAAGCUGAGUUCGAAUAUGAAGAGGCGAGUGAAGCUGAGAUCAAAUAUGAUGAGGAAUACGUACAGAAUUCUCGAGGCUUGAAGCUUUUUGCAUGCCGAUGGCUUCCGGCGAAUGGAAGUCCAAAAGCGUUAAUCUUCCUGUGCCAUGGCUACGCCAUGGAAUGCAGCAUCACAAUGAAAAGCACAGGAACAAGGCUCGCAAAAGCGGGUUUUGCAGUGUAUGGGAUUGAUUAUGAAGGGCAUGGAAAAUCAGAAGGGGUUCCUGGCCUUGUUAUGAAUUUUGAUUUUGUCAUCGACGAUUGCUCCCAACAUUUCACUAGAAUUUGUGAAAAAGCAGAGAACAAGAAAAAGAUGAGGUACUUGAUGGGGGAAUCCAUGGGAGGAGCUGUGGCUUUACUUUUGCAUAGGAAAAAGCCAGAAUACUGGGAUGGGGCAAUUUUGGUCGCACCCAUGUGCAAGAUUGCAGAAGAAAUGAAACCCAACACAAUGGUGAUUAGUGUAUUGAGUGCACUUAGCAGAGUUUUUCCCUCGUGGAGAAUAGUUCCGACCCCAGAUAUCAUUGAUCUCGCCUUUAAAGUGCCUAAAGUCAGAGAAGAGAUUAGAGCCAACCGGUAUUGCUACAAAGGAAAUCCUCGUUUGAGAACAGCCUACGAACUUCUGAGGGUCAGUACAGAAAUUGAGCAAAGUCUGCAUGAGGUUUCACUUCCUUUUAUAGUUUUACAUGGUGAGGAAGAUCAAGUGACUGAUAAAGCAGUUAGCAAACAACUAUAUGAUGAGGCGGCAAGCUCAGAUAAGACACUAAAGUCGUAUCCAGAAAUGUGGCACGGUCUAUUGUAUGGAGAGCCACCACAAAAUUUGCAGAUUGUAUUCUCCGAUAUUAUUGGUUGGAUAGACCAGAAAUCUCGCUAUGGAAAUACACGAUUGGAGAGAGAGCUAAAAGAAGAACACGAACAUUUGUUCAAGUCUGAUCUCUAGCCAAAGAAAUUUGUCUUUCUUGGAGGUCUUUGGAAAACAAGUGUGCACGACAUCGACUGCUAAGGUGAGAAGAAUUGUUAUAAUAUAAUCUCGUCUCGUGUAUAUCCCGAAACUCAAUUUGGUCUACUCUCCAAGUUCUGAACAAAUAAUUUUUAUGUAUUUUUUUCUAUGCCCGUGUACAGAUGAAUUUAAUUUAUAAAGGAACACCUGGUUUGGUUAUAUUAUUGGCUCAAUUCCUUAUUUGACUUGUAAUUACACCUAAUAUGUUGUAAUAGAAGAAUUGCUGCAAAACAGCCAACUUAUUUUAUUUAUAAGAAAAAAAAUUCGACUGUGAUUUACAAAA
Molecule: messenger RNA, 1591 nt
Organism: Glycine soja
Lineage: Eukaryota; Viridiplantae; Streptophyta; Magnoliopsida; Fabales; Fabaceae
Product: caffeoylshikimate esterase-like
Exons: 8
Coding region: 265-1248 (327 amino acids)
Cellular component (GO): membrane
Molecular function (GO): lipase activity
Source: RefSeq, a predicted model, not a curated record